Asterias rubens (European starfish) is the source of this 1014-nucleotide messenger RNA. RefSeq names its product malectin-B-like. The transcript is spliced from 3 exons. Bases 5 to 304 code for a protein of 99 amino acids. The record is from RefSeq and is a predicted model, not a curated record. NCBI's taxonomy places the organism in Eukaryota, Metazoa, Echinodermata, Asteroidea, Forcipulatida, Asteriidae.
UACAAUGGAAAUUUACUUGGGCGACUAUGAUAAUCCUAAAAUCAACGCCAUCGUUAUCUACAAAGGAACUUUGGACGAUGUUCCCAAGUUACCGCCCCUGCCGGGUGCCGACCUUGACGAGGACGAAGUGGAAGAUCCUGACGAUGAGGAAUCGGACCUGUCCAGUCAGAAACCCAAACGCCACAUCACGUCAGGUCCCAAGACGCCAGACCCUUAUGCAGCUGACGAGAGCAGUUUCCUAUACCCAAUUCUCAUAGCACUGGCCAUUUUUAUUCCAACAUUAUUUUGCCUAUGCAAACUUUAACGCUGAUUGUAAUAGGUUAAAAAUAAAUUUCCCUGUUUUGUUUUUCUCUUUCUUCUUUUUUUUUAAGAAAAAGAAAAGGUCAAUGUGUGUAUUUUUUUUGUUGUCUUAAUGAUUGCUUUAAACCAGGAUGUAUAAUAUUUUAUGCUUUAGAAGCUAAAGACAAAAGUUUGUUGUAAAGGUGCUUUGUCUGUAUGAGUCGGUAAUCAAACUCUCACCUUUGACCUUUGACCCCUUAGUUGCUUAAAGGAGAGGGCGUACACCUACUACCUGGUCAAGUUUGAGUGUGCACCAUACGUGUAGGUUGACUAUUUUGGCGCAAAACCAGGCUGGUCGACCAUUGGUUGACUACUGUAGUCGACCAUUUCAGACCAGGCUCAGGAAAAUGGUUUCUUCCUUGGUCUCGAUAGCCUGUUUAACAUGUGCAAAGGGCAGAAGGGAACCAGUGACGUUACAGCGAAAAUGCGGAAGAUGGAGUGUUCUUGAUGGGUAGAUUGGUUGACUAAACUGUCAAAUGAGUCGUUCAAGUGAGUCGUUCAAGUGAGUGCGUCACUGCACAUGUACAUGUAUGUUGCCGGUCAGUACUCAAACACAGGUCCACUAAUUGUUGGCUCUCGAACUUGCUCUUAGUUGAAAUUUUUGCACCAGGCCAUCCUUUAAAGGAACACGUUGCCUUGGAUCGGACGAGUUGGUCUAUAAAAAGCGUUUGUAAC